AUGGAGGAACAGAGGAGUAAACGCCCACUUGAGAGGUCACUUGAUGCUUCUUUGUAUGUAUCAUUGGUACAAGUACUAUCCUCUUCUUUGCUGCAGGAUUAUGAGCAACUUUUAUCACAGUUACGCAUAGUAAAAGCUAGGUUGAUAAACUUUCGACCUUACUAUGUCACCAAGGCAAACUUGUUAAACACCCUUUUGGUAUAUACGUACCCGGAAACUAUACCAUAUAGUUUGGUAUCUGAAAUAGCUGAGUUCAUACUAAGUGAAAUUGAGAUUGUUGAAGCAGAAGACGCUACAUAUCCAUUUCAGUCAAUUGAAAAUGAAACGUCACUAAUUCAAACAGCAGAUGACUUACUCAUUGACACCAAUUCCAAAUCGCAAGCACUUGGAUUUGAAUACGAUGAGCUGAUUGACGCGAAUAUGAACUUAUUGCGGUUUAUACAAGCUAAAACGUUUGAUUUAAGUCGAUCGUACAGAGAUCUAAAUGAAAUAAGCGGACUAUUUGAAAAUGUUGAUUUCAAAGAGUUUCGGCUAUGGCAACAAGGUGUCAUAGAACCAUACAAAUACUACUGGACUCAUUUUGGGUCGAUCUAUCAGCUGGAGCUGAUAUCGCUGCACGCAUACCUCAAGUCACACUCAUUGCAAGAACAUUUUGAUAUCCUAGUGCAUCCAAUAGACAGCGACCAGGUGCACAGUGUCAAGUCCUGGUUUCAAUAUACAAUACUUCCAAUUUUAAGCCAUUAUGACUUUGAUUUGGAACCUUUGGAAAGUUGGAUGUUUACUAAAUAUCAUGGCUCGGUUCAACAAAAGUUUGAGUUAUGGAAUAUUGGCAUCAAGAUGCUUGCAAAUCAAUUGGGAAUUUCCAAAAUCCAGAAUAUUGUCGAGAAAUACUUGGUAAUGUGCUAUUACAAUGCAUUUAUUCUUCAAGCGAGUGCUAUUUCGUCAGUGGACUUGACGAAAUUGUAUGACAUUAUCAGCGAAACAUUGUCUGCCAUAGUUUGCGAUGAUACUGCUGUUGAACCCCCAAGCUUACAAUUUGAUUGGCAGCUGUCAAUAACUGCUGCAACGUUUGAUGAGUUUUCAUCCAUCCAUAACCCCUUGCAUCCUUUAUUCCAAAUAAAAUACACAGCUUUUCUUCGAGAUGCAAUUGCAACGUGUCAAAGAUUGUUCCCUAUAAGCAAACUCACUUUGGAUAAAUAUCUUGAAUUAAAAUUCAACUCCAACGACAGCUCUCUUCAAAAGGAAGUUUCCAAAAUUACUUGCAAUAUAAACGCUUCCAAUUCACAGCAGUUGAUUCAAAUGGUUGAGGUAUUUCAAAAAGUCUUUGUGCCACGAGGAAAGAAAGCAAACGUAGUUAACUAUAUUUUACUUGAGAGAUUGCUAACUGCUAAUUUAUUUGAUCAGGUGACUUUAUUACUUAAAGACGGAGGAUUUGACUUGUCGACAAAGGAAAUCUACGAGUUGGUAAUGGAAAAAUUUUGGGAGAGUUUUAAUCAGGCAACGAAUAUCAAUGAUAAGAUUGGUCACUUGCAUCAGUCAAGAAAAUGUCUUGACUUGGUUGAAAAUCAAAAUCCAACUCAGUCAGAUUUGUCUGAAGCCAACCGGAAAGAAAUUGUUAAGCUCAAACAUCUAUUCAAGGCAAUGAGUGCUAUGAAAAAUUUCAAAAUUGUUGUUGAAAAGAAUAAGCCAUUUACUCCUAGUCAAUUGAUCAAAUUCUCGGGCCAGAUAACAAACAACCAAAUUGACGAAAAAAACUGCUUUCAUUUGAUAACCAUCAUUUUAGAACAAAACGCAAAAUCAUAUUUAGCAUUUGAGAAAUUGUUUCGAAUUUUAAAUGACUUGUUAUUAUACUUUGAUAAUUUGGAUCUAGUUGAGAGCAAUUUUUACUUCAACAAGUUGAAAAGUGCCUGUAUCGAAAGUGCAUUAGUUGAUAACAAUUUUUCAUUUGCUUAUGAUCAAAGUAUCGAGUUAUUUGAGCAUUUUGCAGCCACGACCAACAUUGACGAGUUUUGGCUAACGUUUUAUCAAGUGGGGAAAUUUGUAUCGCCUGACUGGUUGGAGAGUGAUGAAUCCGAUAUACUUGGUAUUUGGAUUAAACAAAGACAGAUAUUAUCGUUAACUCUACAGAGGAUCAACUGUGGAGAUCACGUAACCAUUGUUCUAGAUCAGUGGAACAACUUGAAUAGGCAAAUUGAAAAGCACUGUUCAGAAAAAGAAGUUUACCAGGCCAAAACAUCAUACGAUUAUGAGCCACAGGCACAACAACCAAUUACUUCAAUCACACAAGGACUAAUUACAGAUGCUACGAAAAGAAGCAACAACGCCAGCGAAAAAAUUUCAAACUUGUUUGUUUCUGGUUUGGGAUGGGCUAUAGGGGCUACUAAACAGUGA
This is a messenger RNA of Lodderomyces oxycetoniae, 2391 nucleotides long. RefSeq lists its product as uncharacterized. The transcript has a single exon. The coding region runs from base 1 to 2391 and encodes 796 amino acids. The record is from RefSeq and is a predicted model, not a curated record. Lineage: Eukaryota; Fungi; Ascomycota; Pichiomycetes; Serinales; Debaryomycetaceae. Gene Ontology annotation, biological process: retrograde vesicle-mediated transport, Golgi to endoplasmic reticulum.